UAUUAAUUGUGUAGUUUUUCUGUCAUAUCUCUAAGGUGGAUAAUAAGAUGAUGACUCGCAGCAUACACACACAGACUACACCGUUGCGCUUUCAUGUAAAAGAGAGACCCCCCCCCCUCCUUUGAACAAGUCUGUCACGCUUUGUUUGCCAUCUAUCCACCGCGCUCUGCUCUCUGUCUGUUCAGAAUUACGCCAAAUGCCAUUAAAUAAACAUUAAUGUGACGUCUGGCAGAUUUUUAUCAGUCAUCAUCACAGAAAAAUCGGUCGUGCAGAAUCUAGGCCAGGAUCACUCUACAUGGAGGAUAACAUUAUUACGACUAUCUAAAACCUACACGCAAUGGGUGGACAUAGUUUGUUUUGCUCAGGACUUCACUAAGUCUCCAUAUACGACCCGUCAAAAACACAAAGUCAACGAGUCAAAGAGUUCACUGGAUCAGGUGAGAGCAUGGCACAGGCGGAGGAGCCUCAAACUGAAGGAGAGGGCAGCCCCCAGAUGAUCUCCUUAAGAUCAGACGUAUCAGGUAAUCACGUGGACGACGGAGAAGUGGGACCCUCCAUAAGGAGGAAGAGGAGGAAGAAGAAAGACCCGCGUCCAGAGUCCAUUAUUGUCUACCGUUCUGAAAUGGAGAGGGCACCCGGAGAGGACCAAGGCGGUGAGGAGGGAGCAGAAAGGAGCACAGAGGAGGGGGCUAAAUUCCUCUGCACCCCUACAGGCGAAGGAGGAGGCUGGAACCUUCCUCCGGACAGCCGCUAUGUGACCCUGACAGGCACCAUCACCCGAGGAAAGAAGAAGGGUCAGGUGGUGGACAUUCAUCUUACGUUGACAGAGAAGGAACUCAGGGACCUGGCUAAGUCGAGGGAACGUCUCGACGCAGAGUGUGAGGCAGGGGAAGGCUCUAAACGCACCUGCAGCUUAGGUAUGUGCCAGGGACCCCAUGUCGUCCUGUGGAGCGUCUCCUGUGCCCCCGUGGUUUUCCUCCUCUCCUUCAUCACCUCCUUCUACUAUGGCACUCUCACCUGGUACAACGUCUUCCUGGUGUACAAUGAGGAGCGGACGUUCUGGCACAAGAUUACGAUAUGCCCCUUCCUCAUCAUCUUCUACCCCAUGCUCAUCAUGCCCAUGGCUCUGUCUCUGGCUCUGUACUCGGCCGUGGUGCAGGUGUCCUGGGCCUUCAGCGAGUGGUGGCAGGCUGUAAGAGACCUGGAGAAAGGCUUCUGCGGCUGGGCUUGUGGGAAGCUGGGGCUGGAGGAUUGUUCUCCCUACAGCAUAGUAGAGCUGCUUGACUCUGAUACCAUUUCAGGCACUCUGCAGAGCAAGGCACCAAGUGAACUUGCCCAGACAUCAUCAGUGUGAAGUCGGGGUGGGGUGGGGGGUUGCUGAGCUCUGACACACAUGUUGAUGUAGAUUUAAGGCAAAGUGAUAUGACAGUGAUAGGGAUAUGAUAAGACAUGUGUCAGAAAGUUCAAGGUGGCCAUAGGAAAGUAUAUGAAAGUUAUUUCACUGUUCCUUCCUGUUAAAGACAACUUAACAAACACUGCCUGAAUAGUGCUGAAAUGCGGAAUUACUACUUCAAAUUUUGUAAAGAAUUAUUAGAUCCAGAUCUCUAUUAAUUACUUCUCUGAGCAUGUUGGGUCUCUUUUUUAAUUUACUUUCAGGUUCUAUGAGUUAUUUGCAAGUCACAGAAUCUUAUUCAAAGACAUUUUGAUAGACAGGUUUUUCCGCUUCCUGCAGUAAAGUAACCUGCGGUAAACUUGCUUGUGGACAUGGAUACACACGUUGUUGGAGGUCUGAAAGUUAAGCCAAGUUUCACUUCAUCUGUAAAUAUGUGUAAUUAAAAUGUAUACCAUCA
Molecule: messenger RNA, 1850 nt
Organism: Scatophagus argus
Lineage: Eukaryota; Metazoa; Chordata; Actinopteri; Scatophagidae
Gene: tmem169b
Product: transmembrane protein 169b
Exons: 3
Coding region: 446-1354 (302 amino acids)
Source: RefSeq, a predicted model, not a curated record